AUGAUUAUUGAAAUCUCUGGCCGAGGUGGGGAAGCCAUUCACCUUGAUAGCGAGAAUCUUCCUUUAGGCUCGGAGUUUGACGAGCUGUUGGGGCUUUUGAAGGAUGGCAAGACCCCUCGGUCCACACAGCACAAAAUAGCCUAUGGGUAUAGAGGGCAUCCGGAGCUUGCCAUGAAGAUACUUGAGCAGCUGGAGGGAGACGAUGGUGGGGACCACAGCACACUGUUGCUUCUGCUUGCAUGUAAACUCCAAGCAGGACUGGACGGGAUCGAUGUUGUGCAGAGGAUGGGACUUCUUGAGUCUCCUAUACUUGAUACUCUCAAGGGAUUCGUCUCGUUGAGGAAAAAAAGCUACGAUGGGGCACUGUUUCUUUUUGGAAAGGCAAGAUUUUCUCUGGGGGUCCAGAUCUGCAACUACUAUCUUGGGAAUAUCUCCGAGGCCAAGAAGUCCGACAACGGUGUUUUGAGAGGAUAUUGUCUUCUGAAGGAUGCCAGGAGAAGUGACGCGCUUUCUGAGGUUGCAAAGCUGUUCAGGGAGGCAGACAAGAAAGACCUUCUGUUUGGGCUUGGACUUGGAGAAGAGUACGAGAAUGGGGAGAACCCGGACGUAAAGAUGAGGGUGGCAUCGGAACUUGUGGAGAAGGAGGACUAUCCCAGGGCAUGCGAGGUGAUGGAAGGAAUGGAAAAGAGUGCAGAGAUGUUUUACCUAAAGGGAAAGAUGGAGCACAAGAGAGGGAAUCUGGAAGAGGCAAAGAAAUAUUACAUGGAGAGCCUUGGAUGUGACCGAGACUUUUUCAAGAGCGAAUACAAUCUUCAAAGAAUAGUGCAGGACAAGAUGAGAGAUGUCGAUUACCGAUGUAGCGAGUUCUGCGAUUUCAAGGUCUAUCUCCAGCUGAAGAACAAGAUGAAGGAUGUGAGUCUGGAGGGAUGUAGCUCUGAGUUUCGGGACUUGGUCUCUGUUGUAGUUGGCGAAGGGCUUCGAAGGACGGACGGACUGAUGAGGAAAUACAUGAGAUUGGUAGGAAACCCGUGGAUUGAGAACUUUGUGGUUAUGAAUAACAUCGGAUACUCCUUGUGCAGACACAUGAGACCUUUUGAAAAGGUUGAGGAAAGGGCGGAGGGAAGCGAUAGGUUUCUAAUUGGGUCGAUUGGGAUUGACAGAGAGCAUCAGGACUCCUCGGAUGGCAUAGAUAAGGUAGAAGAGGGGAAGAAGUACCUGGUAAGAGCAUUGAGUGAGUGUCCCGAGGAAUAUAAGGAGGUGAUAAAGUACAACCUUGGAUAUGUGACGGAGGACAGAGGAUUGCUAAUGGAGCUGUCAUUGAAAGAGGCAAAGCUACUUCUAUCUGUGGGAGGGGAAGGAAUAUCCUCGAUUCCCAACGAGCUUGAGCUAGUAGGAUUUUACCACAUGAAGAGAAAGGAGUUUAAGCUGGCGAAGAAGAUAUUCCAGAAGUUGGAUACGUUGUACAGCAGCAUUGGGCUUGGGAACAUAUACAUCCGGAGCUUUUAUAAGGACAGGGACGUCUCUGCAUUAGGGAAAGCUACAAAGGCAUUUGCAAGGGGACUGAGGUCCUACUACUGCGGGAAUGGAAUCGGGAUAUGCCUUGCAUUGAGAGGAAGGACGGAGGAGGCCAUCGAUGUGUUCAGCAGUGUGGCGACCGACUGGGUUGGGGGAUAUGUGAAUCUCGGAAACUGCUUGGUGCUUUGUGGAAGGUAUAGAGAGGCGAUGGAUGUCUUUUCGAAGACAUCCUCGAUGAAAUAUUCGCGUGAGAUGCUUGGAAGGCUUUGUGAGAUUGUUGACGAGGUCGACGGAUAUAGACUGUGCAUGGAUGCCGGAAUACCUGGUGCCAGGGAGAAGAUGUUUGAGCUUUUGGUUGAGCAGAACCGCCUAGAAGAGGCAAAGGAGCUCGGCACGUCUGACCAAAGGCUUGAAAGGAUGUAUAAUGAAAGGAAGGAGGAGCAGGAGAAGAAGAGAGAGGAGCUUCGUAGAAAAGCCGAGGAAAUGAGAGAAUACAGAAAGAGAAGGAGAUAA
Messenger RNA from Encephalitozoon cuniculi GB-M1, 2028 nucleotides. RefSeq lists its product as uncharacterized. Bases 1 to 2028 code for a protein of 675 amino acids. The record is from RefSeq and is marked provisional. Lineage: Eukaryota; Fungi; Microsporidia; Unikaryonidae. Gene Ontology annotation, cellular component: Cdc73/Paf1 complex. Gene Ontology annotation, biological process: regulation of DNA-templated transcription. Gene Ontology annotation, molecular function: RNA polymerase II complex binding. The transcript has a single exon.